Molecule: messenger RNA, 1219 nt
Organism: Verruconis gallopava
Lineage: Eukaryota; Fungi; Ascomycota; Dothideomycetes; Venturiales; Sympoventuriaceae
Exons: 4
Coding region: 162-1052 (296 amino acids)
Source: RefSeq, a predicted model, not a curated record
CUAUCUGCGCAUGGCCUCAUUGGCUUGCUGCACGCCAAACGCACCCGCUGGCCUGCUAAUGAUGCCAACUCUCUCGGGGCCCCAUUUUCGCUCUUGGAACUAGGAGCAGCAGCGCUGGGAAAACGUACAAGAGUGGAGCCCAGCUGACUUUUCGCGAGUGAAUGCAUUUCGAUAACUUUUCCGAAGUCUUCGACGUACAUUCGAGCAGUGGUAGGAUGUCGUUGUCCUCUGUAAGCUUUGGCGCAGGCACCGAGUUUCCCGGCGUUGCUCUUGUGACCGGUGCCGCCGGCAGCGGCAUUGGCGCCGCUGUUGCGAAGGCCUUCGUCAACGCAGGAUGCAAGUGUCUUGCCAUCACGGACAUCAACAAGGAAAAGCUUGAGCGCACCCGAGAAGAGCUCAUCCAGCUCAACGGCGACGUCGUCGUCCUCACCGCGGCCGGCGAUGUCGCCGACGAGCGCUUCGUCAACGCCUUUGUCAACUCGGUCGUCGCUGAGACCGGGAGGAUAGACUACGCCGUCAACUGCGCCGGCAUCCUGGGCAACAACCAGUCGUCGACCAACACCUCGCUGCCCGAGUUCGACCGCAUCAACGACAUCAACUACCGUGGAAUGUGGCUCUGCUCUCGCGCGGAGCUGCGGGCGAUGCUCAACCAAGAGCCCUUGCCGGAUCCGUUUGCGGACCCGAGGAGACCCCCGACCAGGGCGGCGAUCGUGAACAUCGCCAGCCAGCUGGGUAUCGUCGGACGACCCCGCUGCACUGCUUAUUCGGCAAGCAAAGCCGCCGUCAUAGCCAUGACGCGAGGAGACGCAAUCGACUAUGCGGAGCACGGCAUUCGCAUCAAUUGCAUAUGCCCUGGCAUUAUCGACACGCCAAUGACCACCAGCGACCCUCGAGUGGCCAAUAUGCUACGAGCGAGCGUUUCCAUUGCGCCCAUGAACCGAAUGGGCAGGCCGGAGGAGGUGGCCGACGCGGCCCUGUUCUUGUGUUCGCAGAAAGCGAGUUUUAUCCAAGGAACUAGUCUGGUUGUCGAUGGUGGCUACGUGCUUAAUUGAUGUGUUGGAGAUGUAAUUACGCAUGAAUUGGAGUUGGCGUGUAGCUUGGGCGCAAGAUACGCUCUAUCUAGUGUACAAACUUGGCGACUUUUUGGCAGACUUUAACGGAAGACGAGUCUAAAUAUAUGAAAUUGAUACAAGAUCUCUUAGACGCCCCGCUAUGCUUG